Molecule: messenger RNA, 1335 nt
Organism: Neurospora tetraspora
Lineage: Eukaryota; Fungi; Ascomycota; Sordariomycetes; Sordariales; Sordariaceae
Exons: 1
Coding region: 235-1242 (335 amino acids)
Source: RefSeq, a predicted model, not a curated record
CACCGGGGAACUUCGCUUGCACGUCUCGGGCAUAAUAUAAGAACAGCCCGCAAGUUUUGUAAACUGCCGUCUAUAACCAACGUGCUUCGACUCUCACUGUUAACCUCUCCCCCUUCGUCUACUCCUUACCCUUCUUAUCCUUCUUGUUCAUCACUAUCAUAGUCCCCAUCCCAGAACCCCGGGCCACAAGAAGCACUACCGUUACGACCAAAAACCCAAGCCAUCCCCGCAGUUAUGGCAAAAUCAACCAAAAUGGCAGAGGCAACCUUUGCUGUCAACGUCCGUGGCUUUCACUUCGGCCUUUUACGACUCUGCCCUAAGGCCAUUGGCUAUUCCUUCAACAUUCCUGUCAUCUUGGCUUUGCUCUUGAAGGACGCUGUAUUCGCAACAGCAAAGAUGGUUUUCCAGGUUCCUAUGCGACUCCGGUACCUCUUCCCGGCCUACGGUCAACACCUGGCCGUUGAGACUCGAAAGCAGGCUCACCAGUAUGCUAGCCCGUAUGCUAGCCCGAAUGCCUCUACCGACAGCCUUCCCUCGCUUAUCUCACCCGGUUUUUCGACAUACCGAAAGCAGGCUCACCUGUAUGCUAGCCCGAAUGCCUCUACCGACAGCCUUCCCUCGCUUAUCUCACCCGGUUCUUCGACAUACAGCUCAAACAUCGGCGACCUCGACCUCGACCUCGACCUCGACCCCGACGACGACGAGCUUCCUUCACUUCCGUAUGUCCCUCCGACACCCGAGGAAAUCAAACGAUGGGUCGAACUCUCUUUUGAGGAACGCCGCAAGGUGGCAGAUAUGCAGUAUAACGGGUGGAGCUGGAUGUCGUGGAGUCCGCCUCCGAGUCCCUCUCUGCCGUCGCGUCAACAUCUACCGAAUGGUAUUCCGGAGUGGAGGGAGGAAUGGAGCGACUUCGACUUGCCUCCGAAUCCUCCGAAUAUCCCGAAGUCAAAGGACUUGGGAAGAUGGUGGGGGGAGGCUACUGAAGAGGACCGCGCCCGGAUCAACCGUAUCAACAUUGACGGGUUGAACUGGCGGACGUGGGGUGCUCCUCCUCCCCAGCGCCCCUGUGACGGAGAGUUUGUCGUUUGGUCUGGGAUUGGCCCUUGGGCUGAAACUGGUGACGAUGGUGGCCUGCCGAACGGAUCACCUGCGACUGGCAGCAGCGAGCAAACGUUGAACGAGCCGAUGCUGGACCAACAGCCACUUGUACAGCGCCACCCUCAUAAGGGAUCGUCAGCUUAGGAAGAGCACGUAAUCUCGCAUGAGGGGCUUGAGCUUGCUGUUGCGGAUAUAGCUCCCGCGAACUCGUUGCUGGUUGUCGCACUCUCCUCGGCA